CGCUUAUUUACGAAGCUUAAUGUCCAAUGUUGACACAAACAGAUGUUACCGACAGUUCCAAUGCAAGCGAAUUACGAUCCCUCCUCAGGAGAACUCGUUUGGCAGAUCGUUUAGCAGAAUGGAUUGUGGUGAACAAAUGGAGAUUGAUGGAUCUACAUCUUUUUCUUCGCUGCCUACUACAGAUGAUUUUGUUCUUGUGAAGCCUAUCAGCAAAGGCGCCUUUGGGAAGGUGUGGCUGGGCUACAAGAAAUCAUGUCAGGAGCGGAUGCUUGCGAUUAAGGUUAUGAAGAAAGUUGAUUUGGUCAACAAGAAUCUGAUUGAACAAGUGACAGCGGAGAGAGAUGCUCAAGCAAGGUCAAGAAGCCCAUUUGUUGUUCAGCUCUUCUACUCUCUACAGUCAAAGCAAAACAUCUUUUUGAUCAUGGAAUAUAUGAUUGGGGGAGAUGUCAAGUCUUUGUUGAUCAUGCUCGGCUACUUCAGUGAGGAAAUGUCUUGCUUCUAUGCUGCGGAAGUCACGUUGGCUCUAGACUAUCUGCACAAACGAGGCAUUGUCCACAGGGACUUAAAACCUGACAACAUGUUGAUUUCUGACUCUGGACAUAUCAAGUUGACUGAUUUUGGCCUUUCAAAAGUGUCAAUGGACUAUCGUCCGAGCCCUCGGGCUGGUAGCAUGACACCAUUUGCUCGCGAUCAUUUGGCCCUGAGGACCCCCGGACAGAUUUUGAGCUUACAGUCAUCUCUUGCCUUUACACUGAGCACAACCAAAAGUAAUGCCUACUACCCAAAGGGGGAUUCUUACUCGGACAUGGAUGACUCUACCAACCAAUCGCAGCACCUAAUGCCUCCCCACGUCUGGUCACCGAACAACAAGGGCAAGAGGAACUCUCUCUCACGCCGCAUGUUGACGCCUGUAGGGAACAAGCAAGCCCUUCAGACCAGCAGGCUGUGCAACAGCAGUUAUGGUUCCACGCCCCCUGUUCAGAGCCUGACUCCAACUCUACAGGAAUCUCUUACAUGGAGAAGUUCCUCAGCCAGUGAGCCCACCUCCCGGAAGGCCUGCAGUCUCUUGCAGUUGUCUUUGGCCUCCAGAAAACAUGACAGUACUUAUGCACUUGGAUCUGGUGGGAACUGCAGCACAGUGUCGCUGUCUGACAUCCCCAGUGCAACAAACGCUGUUGAAAUGGACAUGUCUAUCAAUGACCACGGCAAUAGUGCUUGUGAUCCAGAUCUAGAAAGGAGCCACGGAGAUGAUGUCAACUCAACUUGUAGCUCCCAUAAGGUUCGGGAUGGUUGCACCAACACCCAGCACCCCCCUAGUUGUGAUAGUCAUAUCAUGCCUUUAUUUCGAGAUGGAGAGGUGGAUGAUGAAACUCCAAUGUUGCAUCGGACUCAUGAUUCUGUGUGGAAUUCUUACGCCGCUCGCAAUCUCCGCUCCAUGGCAGAUGGAUCUUACACUGAUUCAGGGUCUCUUGGAGGCAGCUUUCUUUCUGAUUCACAUUCCAAAUUUCUGGGCACUGUUCGUGUUGAAGAAAUGGGUAAACCUUCCCCUUCCCAGCAAGUGUCAAGUGAAAGUGUUCGAAAGUCUGUAAAAAGUCAGAAAGAAUCUUCCAAUACAAACUCCUCGGCAAUUCGUAAAUUUGUGUUUUCGAAAGAUGGUGUAAGUCAUGGAGGUAGUAGCAGCAGCAUCUCUGAUUUUCCGGAAAAGAUCUCUGUCACUAGUGAAAGUAGCCUCAGUGAUAACGUCUUCCAAAGUUCUGACUUAAGCAAAUGGUCUCUUGCCUCCUUUGAGAAGGCUCGAGGUGUGGUCUCUGGACUCGACGACUCUCUCAGCGGUGCUCGUUGUUUCUCCCAGACCCAUUCCGUUGCUGCCUCGACUGACAUGGAUUUAUCCAGUGACUUUUCUUCUCAUUUUCAAGGCAGGGACAAACUUUUAGACAGCACCCGCUUGUCCAUAGAUUUUGGUCAGUCUCAGGUUAGUUUAGACUCGGGGCCUGAAUUGAAGGACUUGAGCAAGUUGUCUGGGCUAAGCCGCAUAGCUCUUCAACCUAUUAAUCCAGAUCAGCACAGAGACAGCAAGACGCUUCCUCAUUUGAAAGUUGUUCCUGGAAAACGGUCUGGGGAUUUGUUAAGGAAAGAGAAAGAGCAAGCUCCCAACAGUGAAGGUUUAGCAACUCGACGGAAGUUGAGCCGUCCUGGCCUGAGGCGUGUUCUGUCAGACACGUUUGACAAAUGCCUUGAGAAAUCAUCGAGUUCCUCAUUCAGUCGAUCAAAAAGUGUCCGCCAAUCUCCAACUAAGGCUCGUCAAGUAUCCUUGACUAGAAAGAGCAGAUCAGUGGAUGAUGAGUCUACUUCUGAUGAGGAUGUUCAUUUUGACAACGCUCAACGUUUCAAAAGACCAUUGUCGUUUUCUUCAAGCUUUAAAAACUCUCCAGAGCGCUCCUCAGAGCUUCACUCAGGUUUGACUCCUGAGGUAGAAAAAAUUAAUUUUGCAGAUGGCAGCAUGGGGCGUCCAGCCAAAGCAUUACGCUUAGACAGGGAUCUUUACACCAAAAACCUCUUUGGGUCUAAUUCAAACAUUGAAAAUUCCGAACAUACUUCAUCCUAUUCUGGUAGUCCAGAUUCAGUUCACAUACAGUCCUUAUUUGGUGGGAGAGAAAAUAUGCAGUCUGGAACUCAAGAUCUUCGGAAGCAGACACUGAAGCAGCUUCAGGCCUGCAGUAAUAAGGCUUUGCUCGCAGAUGCUCCCUCCAGCUCGCAUCUUGUUUCCUCUCACUCCAGAACUGCUCCUGCUCACACUGGUUUGACCAUGGAGGUGAAUGCCCUAGAGCUUGCUGACGUUGUUGCAAAGUCAAAAGAUCACUCUAGAACAGAUGCAGUCGACAAGGAAGAUGAGCCACUGGGUGCAAAUCCAAGUGCUCCUACUGAGGAAGACAGCAGCAGUGGCAGUGACCCCAGUACGAGUACAGAUGGAAAGAGAGAGACGUCAGAGUCUGCUAAAGAGGAGAGCUCCGGUGAUUCUGGUGAUCAAGAUACAAAAGCUGUUGGAUCAACACUGCAUAGGUCUAAUGCUGUGGGGAACUUGGCGGCUUUUCCUUUGCACAGCCCCACUUCUGCGACAUUGGCCAUAUUGCAGCCAGAUGUUCCUACCGAUGGUGAUGCUCCACCAAUAUUAGACGAUUUGAGACAGAAAGAAGUGAGGUUCUUUUUAGCUUCGCCUUCCUCAGGGCCAAUACUAGCCUCGUCUCCUGCCCCAGGCUCUCAGUCGAGCAUGAUGGAGACUCAGAACAAUUCAGACUUAAAACCUUUGAUCUUCAAAAAAGGUGUUUCUACCCUGAACUCAUCCUUUGACUCUGAUGGCUGCCUAAACAACACCAUAGAGACAGAGUACAACGAUCCUCCAUCUUUCUCAUCUUCGCAAGAGAAAAUGGAGAGUCACAGAAAACGUUCCCGCAGCAGUUCGCUAUCUUCACAUUCGGAUGGUGCUGAGCUUCAGGGGGAAAAUGGGAAAACCAAACCCUUGACCCCUCGUUCCACAGAUGUGUCACCUUCCCUUAUGUUUAAGGGCAUGUCACCUGUGCCCAGGCGAAAAUCGGAUGAUUCAUCAUCAGAAGAAGAGAACUUGGCAGGCCACACUGAUCUGGUCAGUAAGAGUGGUCGUGUGAGCAAAGGACAAAGGAUGCCCAGCAUUGCUGAGGGAAAGACACUUGACUACAUUGAUGAUCAGGCUUUUCUGAAGCCCCUGGGUGUUGAGGAAAGUCGAGUGUUGUCCAAGCAUGUAAGGCAUGCUGUGAUCGGCACUGAGGAGAAACCUCUCGUCUCAGUGCAUUCUCCACCACAAGAUGCGCAUCUGCCGCCGUCUAAGACCCCGAAGCUGAGUGCAUCACAGCACGACUUCGUGUUCCGGACGCCUGGCAACAAAGUUCACACACCGAGGCACACGCCUGGUGCUCACCUGCAGACCCCUCUGAGGACGCCCAAAAGUGUUCGCAGAGGGCCCGAGCCGCAGGGGGAUGAUGGGAGAAUCUUGGGAACGCCGGACUAUUUAGCCCCUGAAAUUUUGCUUCAGAAGCCUCACAGUUUUUCUGUUGACUGGUGGGCACUUGGAGUUUGUUUGUACGAGUUCCUCACUGGCCUUCCUCCCUUCAAUGAUCAGACUCCAGAAGCUGUUUUUGAAAAUAUUCUCAACAGAAACAUUGUUUGGCCUGAGGGGGAGGAAGCUCUGAGUGAAGAUGCUCAGUCAGCUGUGGAGCAACUGCUGACCAUGGAUGUAGAGAGAAGGCCGACUGCUAAAGGUGUCAAGGCAAUGCCUUUUUUCACUGCACUAGAUUGGUCAAGUGUGCUACAUAUGGAAGCUCCUUUCGUACCCCAACCAGAUGACAAUAUGGACACAACAUACUUUGACCCAAAAAAUGCUGAGAUGAAUCUGGUGAUGUCUGCUGUGGACUUAUAAGAUCUGAAACAAGUUUUCCUGUACAGCAACAAAGAAGACUCUCGGCUGAGUUUGACUGACCUUUUGACUACGGGGAGUGCAAUUAAUAUCAUUUCAGUAUCGUACUUUUGGGGGGUUUUUUUGCAAGUGUUUUGCUGAGUAUUUUUAUUGGGAAUGUCGCCAGCAUUCAUUCAAAAAAACAAAACAACCAACACCUAAGCAUAGAAUUAACCUGAAGCAGGCUUAACCUGGCCUUAAUGGAAAGUUGUGAGUGACUGAGUAAUGCAUUAUGUCUGUAUUAUUUUUGUUGUCUACUACAGAAUGUCAUGACAAGUGAGAAAGUGCAUCUCUCUGUCUAAAGGAUUUGAUUAACUUCCAUUAAUUACCAUGGCUGCAAUGGAAUAUGGACAUAAAUGUAUUUUCUGGGUCUAGAGAUGGUACCUUAAAAUGUUUUGCUCUGGUUGUAUGGAAACACUUAAUGUGUCUUUGAUGUUACUUUACAUAUUAAUUUCCCCUCUAUUCAGGAAACGAUAAAUAACUCAGUUUUGUGUACAGUUUCUUUCUUUAGUCUACAACUUUUGUUAAAACAGCAUCUUCUGUGAUCAUACUUAAGCAGCUUAAGCAUAUAUAGUUUUGCGAUUUUUGCAGCAUUAUUAACUUAAUCAUCAUGUACAAUUGGAACGGUUUCUGCCAAAUUUUGGUUUUGGGGAUUGUUUCUCCAAAAUUUUUGAGGAGAAAUGUAAAGAAAUGUGCCUUUGCAGAAAAAAAAUGUCGAGGAAUUUGAAUCUUUUCUAGCAUUGUGUGUACGUAAAUGCUUUUUUGUGGGUCUUACUGGAGUGUGUCAUCUAUGUUCUGUAUGAUCUUAAUAGUCAAGUGAUGAAAUGUUUUAUUCUGUCAUGGAAAAACCUGUGGCACUGCAUAUUUUUAUAUCUUUUAAAAAAAUAUUUACCUUU
Messenger RNA from Aplysia californica (California sea hare), 5382 nucleotides. RefSeq lists its product as uncharacterized. Bases 20 to 4450 code for a protein of 1476 amino acids. Gene Ontology annotation, cellular component: nucleus. Lineage: Eukaryota; Metazoa; Mollusca; Gastropoda; Aplysiida; Aplysiidae. The record is from RefSeq and is a predicted model, not a curated record. The transcript is spliced from 16 exons. Gene Ontology annotation, biological process: peptidyl-serine phosphorylation; intracellular signal transduction. Gene Ontology annotation, molecular function: ATP binding; protein serine/threonine kinase activity.